UUUACGCCAGGCUAUUUUUUGCAAAGCUUUUGACAAACAAUGCCCUUUCAUUAACUUUGUUGCCGAAGCUCUAAAAUAUGAGCACAAGUAAACGUCAAGGUGGUGCGCUGAAUGGCGUAUGGGAGGAAAGAUACAGUCGGCAAAGGAUAGAAGAGUUAUACAUCAAGGAAGAUGGGCGUGAAGAUCGAGUCGCAUUCCCAAAUGGUGUUUCGUUAUUUGAAUAUUUGAGAAAUGGCGACAAAGAAAAUUUCAUUGACACAAUACUAAGAUUUUCGAAAGAUCUCCUAGAGCCUCCUGGCCGGUUUCGCUUCUCAGACUUGCGCAACUAUCUCGGCAGUGCAGACCUUUCCACCUUCAAGCAAGGAACAACCAACGGGCGUGCGUCAGGCAUCAUUAUUCUAGACGAAAGACGUGACCCGAUUGACACUUCAGCAACAACACGUCAUUGGGAUUCGGAUCUCUAUCUCAGAUAUCCACCUUCUGGCACUGAUAUUUAUACCGAGAAAUUAGAUUUACCUCGGUUGGUGGACAGACUAAGCCAAAAUAGACGAGAAAACGGUGCAGAGAGACGGAUUUUAUAUGUGUCUCAUAUGACUUCGUCCUGCGCUAUGGCCAUCAUCGGCACUGCACCGACACGUUCGAUUCCUAUUCUUCGGAAGUUCUUUCAGAACCAUCUACUUUUUCGCACCCACUUUCGCAUAUCCAUGUCUGGGACAUAUACUAUUGAGUUUCAUAUACCCUACCUCGCCCUUCGGGAAGGUUCGCCUAUACAGGACGAUCGACGACAGGAGCGUGAUCAAUGUCCUGCACAUAAGCGAUUGCCAUUACCCCGCCCAGAUGAUCAGGAAGCCUACUACUAUGAAGCACAGACUUCAUUCCUGCUAACUGGAAUUGAUGAGCGAAUGUACACUGUAGUUUGCGCCGUCGAUACAUUUUUUGAAAAGGAGCAAAAUCGAGAUAGCUACCUAGACAAAACUACCCCCCUCGACGCCCCCUCUGGUGGGUCGAUUUGGCUCCAAUAUCCAGUUUGGAACCCACGUCAGUACGCACUAGCGGUACAGUCUCACAGGAUGUUCCAAGCCAAAGAGGAAUGGACUGCCUUGAUCAACUACUUCGUUCAACGGCUGCAACAUUAUGAAUAUCUCUAUGAGCUACCCGAUGACCACAUGUUGACUAGGACAAUAGAACUUACAGGGGCUGAGUCAACAAUACGUCAAUUCAGGGACCACAUUGCUCGCACGAUCAGCGCCUGGGAUGGGUACUAUGACAUCAACAAAAGCCUUUAUGAGGUAGAAAGCUUCAAGCUUUACAGCUGGUGGCAAAGGUAUAUAGGAUCCAUUGGCGAGUCGAUAUCGGAACUCAAGGUUUUGCACGAGAUUAUGGCUCAGAAGCUGGAGCUCUUCAAGAGCAUGCGGGAAGGAUUGGUAAAUGCGUCAUCGUUUAAAGAAAGCGCAGCAGCUACUCGACAGGGGAAUAAAAUCAGUGUUCUUACCACAAUCACCAUGGUAAUGCAGGAUUCCAAUUUUUCAAAGCCUUACUUCUCGAACUGGAAAGUUGUAUACAUACUAAACUUUGGUUCUAGCUUUUCCUCCCUUUUACAGCAGUCACAGCAUUCUUCAGUUUACCGCAACUAGGCGAUUCCGCAUGGCUUUGGCUUGCCUACUGGCCUGCAAUAUGUCUAGCCUUGGCCGGAACUGUGUACAUUUUCCACCAAGCUGAAUUACU
Molecule: messenger RNA, 1725 nt
Organism: Aaosphaeria arxii CBS 175.79
Lineage: Eukaryota; Fungi; Ascomycota; Dothideomycetes; Pleosporales
Exons: 7
Coding region: 78-1634 (518 amino acids)
Source: RefSeq, a predicted model, not a curated record